Copidosoma floridanum is the source of this 2302-nucleotide messenger RNA. It is a transcript of the gene IntS11, whose product is annotated as integrator complex subunit 11. Lineage: Eukaryota; Metazoa; Arthropoda; Insecta; Hymenoptera; Encyrtidae. Gene Ontology annotation, cellular component: nucleus. Gene Ontology annotation, molecular function: RNA endonuclease activity. The record is from RefSeq and is a predicted model, not a curated record. Gene Ontology annotation, biological process: snRNA processing.
UGGAUUUGGUGCGAAUAGACACAGCGUUAUAUAAAAUGUACUAAUUUGUACAAAAUUAUUUAUAUUUAGAUACAUUACCAGAGUGCUCAUAAAUGUGUGUGUUAGUAAACUUUUGUCUGUGAAAAAUCUCAUUAAUCAUUGACACAAUAGUCUUAAUGAGAUGGCUGAAAUACUAUAGCCGUUGUUUUUACCGUUGUUUUUUUGCAAAUCAAACUAAAUAUAAUGCCUGACAUCAAAGUUACACCCUUGGGUGCCGGACAAGAUGUUGGCAGAAGUUGUAUACUGGUGUCCAUGGGUGGAAAAAAUAUAAUGUUAGACUGUGGCAUGCACAUGGGUUUCAACGAUGAGAGACGGUUCCCAGAUUUUUCGUACAUUGUCCCAGAAGGACCAGCAACAAAUUACAUAGACUGUGUUAUUAUUUCUCAUUUCCAUUUGGAUCAUGUUGGAGCCCUUCCAUACUUUACUGAAAUGGUCGGAUACUCGGGACCUAUUUACAUGACACAUCCAACAAAAGCAAUUGCUCCAAUAUUACUGGAGGACAUGAGAAAAGUCGCGGUUGAACGCAAAGGUGAAAGUAACUUUUUUACUUCACAAAUGAUUAAAGAUUGCAUGAAAAAAGUUGUUGCUGUUACUUUGCAUCAGUCGGUCAUGGUUGACUCCGAGUUAGAAAUAAAAGCCUACUAUGCUGGUCAUGUACUUGGUGCCUCGAUGUUUUGGGUAAGAGUUGGCUCCCAAUCGAUAGUAUACACUGGUGAUUACAAUAUGACUCCCGAUCGACAUUUGGGAGCAGCCUGGAUCGACAAAUGUCGACCGGACCUUCUUAUUUCUGAGUCAACUUACGCGACAACAAUCAGAGACUCAAAGCGAUGUCGUGAAAGGGACUUUUUGAAAAAAGUUCAUGACUGCGUUGAAAAAGGUGGUAAGGUGCUUAUUCCUGUGUUUGCACUCGGUCGUGCUCAAGAAUUGUGUAUAUUAUUAGAAACUUAUUGGGAGCGAAUGAAUCUAAAAGUUCCUGUUUACUUUGCCCUUGGUCUGACAGAAAAAGCCAAUAAUUAUUAUAAAAUGUUUAUUACUUGGACAAAUCAAAAGAUCAAGAAAACUUUUGUUCAGAGAAAUAUGUUUGAUUUCAAGCAUAUUAAGCCUUUUGAUAAAUCUUACAUUGAAAAUCCUGGUGCCAUGGUAGUUUUUGCCACUCCUGGAAUGUUACAUGCAGGUUUGUCACUGCAAAUAUUUAAAAAAUGGGCUCCAAACGAGGCCAACAUGGUCAUUAUGCCUGGUUUUUGCGUCCAAGGAACUGUGGGGCACAAAAUCCUAAAUGGCGCAAAGAGGGUCGAAUUUGAAAAUCGGCAAAUCGUCGAAGUAAAAAUGACAGUAGAGUACAUGUCCUUUUCCGCUCAUGCCGAUGCAAAAGGUAUCAUGCAAUUAAUUCAGUACUGUGAGCCAAAGAAUGUCAUGCUCGUUCAUGGAGAAUUUGCGAAAAUGGAGUACCUAAAGGAGAAAAUAAAGCAAGAAUUUGGGACAAAUUGCUAUAAUCCAGCAAAUGGAGAAACAUGUGUCAUUACCACGACAUCGAAAAUGCCUGUUGAUGCUUCGUUAGCACUUUUAAAAUCUGAAGCAAAAAUGUACUCUGCGUUACCCCCUGAUCCCAAGAGACCUCGAUUAUUACAUAGUGUAUUAAUGUGUAAAGAAGACGGUAUUUGUCUCGUGGAUGCUGAUGAAAUCGCAAAAGCUGUUGGCAUCACCAAACAUACUGUAAGGUUCACAUCAGCUGUACAAGUUCGAGAUCCUGGAUCUUCACAAUCAACGGCUCGAAAACUUUUACAGCCCCUUCAAGAACGAUUAUCAGGAUGGACAGUUAAAAUGGUGGAUGGUAAUAUAUCAGUUGAAUCAGUUUUAGUGAAAGUUGAUGAAGAUGAGAAUGAUCAAAAAAGUGUGUAUGUUUCUUGGACUAAUGAAGAUGAAGAUUUAGGGAGCUAUAUUCUUGGCUUCCUGCAAACUAUGCGCAAUUAAAUAUGUUUCUCACUUUUAAAUUAAUGUAGUAGAUAAAAAUUUUUUAUUCAAUACAUUAAAAAGAUUUAUUGGUAUGUGGCUACAAAUAUUUUUAAACAUAAAACUUGUAAAUAGUAGAAAUCUCAGUAUAGUAGCACAUAAAUGUCGAUAGAUUUGUUGAAUAAAUAUUUUAUUUUCUAUUUCAAGUUGUUACGAUUCCGCUCACCACUUACCUCUGCAAUAUUUAUUUUUUAAUACUUUUAAAUACAAAAAAAUAGUAAAUAAAAAAAUAAGGGUAAAAACUAAUCGAAAA